UCCUUUCGUCUUGGAGACUCAACCCCUCUCUCUCUCUCUCCCUCUCUCCCUCUCUCCGUGUUAUUCUUCAACUGCACCUGCAACUACAAGGUAAUUCAUAUUAGAAUUUGAAACUGUAUCAACCAGUCACUUUUUGUAUUGCAUUCAUCACUGACUUGCAUCUACGAAGGUUGCUUUAGCAGCACUUUGAUUCUUCUUCACCUUUAAAGUUAUAAGUGUUGCUUAAGUGCGUGACUUUUAUGGUGUUAAUCAAUUCAUUCCUCUUGACUCUGUUUGAUGCAAAAAUCAAGUUAUUCUCUAAAGAAUAAUGCAUAAGGGUCUUUUGAUCCUUCCCAAAAAAUGAAGAUUUUGAUACUCUUUUGGGUCCAUUAAAAUCCACUUGAAUACAAAGAUUGCCAAUUUCUUGAGUUGAGAAAUGUUUUAAGUACACAGACCCACUUUAGAUGCACAGUUUUAACUGUGAUUACAAUUGGACACUAUUUCACACAUAUACUUUAAUUCUGUCACGCAAUCAUUGAUCAUCAAAACCAUUGAAUGUGGUUUGGAGUGUGCAAUGCUGUUUCAUUAGGAUUAGGAAGGUGUCUACGCAACCCCCCUUUGACUGGUUUUAAAGAAUGAAGCAUCCUCAUGGGGAAUAUCCCUCAUAUUUGUUUUCAUACAUGGUCAUCAAUUCUUCCACUCUGUCUUUUCUUGCCCGUUUCUCUCUUCAGAAACUUCUGUCCUAUCUCUAAGUAUAAGAUUUCUCCACUCUGCUUCCUUCCCAUCUUAAUUGAAGGACAGCUUCAGACAAUUUGUGAAAUUUAAGAAAUAACAAAGUUCUAUUUAUCUGCCCUUGCAAUUUGCAAUAGUAAAUAAACUACUGUGAAAGUUAAAGUUCAAAGUUUUAUUGAUAUGGUGUUGUAGUCCAUGUUGGAUGUUAUUUUCGAAAUUCAUAUGUUUAUCUUGAUCACUUAGGUAUCAAGAAUACUUAUAAAAGAGAGAGGAGAACAUCUGUUUUCUGCAGGAGCCAAUGGCAGGGUUAAAUUUUGAAGCCACAUAUACUGACAGCCAUGAUAUUCUGAAGAUAUUUGCAGCUGAAGGUGUUGAGUUCCUUUUAUCUUGUGAAGGGAAGGUACCCUUGUCUGAAUGCAGUGGGCAAAUCAUCUGCCUAUUUUUCACUGCAAACUGGUGCAGGCCUUGCAGAGCUUUUGUUCCCCGUCUUGUUGAACUUUAUGAAACACUGAGAAGAAAGGGAAUAAAUCUAGAGAUCAUCUUCAUCUCCUUUGAUCGUGAUGAGGAUGGAUUCAAAGAACACUUCAAGAGUAUGCCAUGGCUAGCCGUUCCAUUUGAUGUAAAUUUGCAUAGAAGACUGAUUGACAGAUACAGAGUUGAUCGAAUCCCAUCAUUCCUUCCAUUAUGUUCUGAUGGCAUAACUGUUGAAGAAGACUUGAUUGGAUGCAUUGAGGAUUAUGGUGCCGAUUCAUUUCCUUUCACAAGGAAGAGGCAUGAGGAAUUGAAAGCCAUAGAUAAAAGAAAACACGAGCAAGCAAAUUUGGAAGAAUUAUUGGCACAUGAAGGCCGUGACUUUCUAAUCUCUGGAGAUGAUAGAAAGGUACCCAUAUCUGAACUAGCUGGUAAAACUAUAGGCCUAUAUUUUGGUGCCUAUUGGUCUCCUCCAUGCUGUGCCUUCACUGUCCAACUUACAGAUGCAUACAAUAAUCUCAAGGCUGAAAAAGGCCAUUGCUUCGAGAUUGUUUUAGUGUCAACAGAUAGGGAUCCUGAAGAAUUCAAUGUCAACAAAAGUAGUAUGCCAUGGCUUGCUAUUCCGUAUGAGGACAGGACAAGGCAUGAUCUUCGAAGAAUCUUUGACAUUAAGGAAAUUCCUGCUUUGGUUCUUAUCGGAGCAGAUGGGAAAGUUGUUAGUGAGAAUGGGAAGUUCAUGAUUUCCUCAUAUGGUGCAGAAGCUUUCCCAUUUACUGAAUCGCGGAUAAGAGAGCUAGAGGCAGCUCUGAGAAAGGAAGGAGAGGCUUUGCCUCAACAGGUUGAGGAUGUCAAGCAUGAACAUGUACUGAAAUUGGAUAUGGCCAAAGCAUAUGUAUGUGAUUCCUGUAAAAACCAAGGCAAGUUCUGGACAUUCUCCUGUGAUGUCUGUGAUUAUGACCUUCACCCAAGUUGUCUAGAAAAGGUCAACAAUGACUAAAAUUGAUAGAAUGUGUGUUUGGAUUCAUGUUGAAAGACUGCAAACAUGAAUUCAACACAGAACUUACAACUAAUAGCGGUCAAGUAAACGUGGAUUUAUAGGUAUUUAAACAUGAAUCUAAAUACGCCAAGAGCAUAAAGACACAAGGUCGCGAUUAGUAUUUUAGUGGUGAUGGAAUUAAAGUUUUAAAGCUUAAUAUUACAUUUCUUUAUGCUCUAUAAGUCGGUUGUUGAAACUAUCCGUUUGAUUUAAAUCAAGUAAGCUUUUGUAAGGGAAAGCUUUGAAUAGAAUUACUCUACUUAAAGAAUGUUUAAGCACGCACUUCUUUUUGAAGGAUGUGUGGUUUUUACUU
Molecule: messenger RNA, 2531 nt
Organism: Abrus precatorius (Indian licorice)
Lineage: Eukaryota; Viridiplantae; Streptophyta; Magnoliopsida; Fabales; Fabaceae
Product: probable nucleoredoxin 3
Exons: 3
Coding region: 1010-2179 (389 amino acids)
Molecular function (GO): thioredoxin-disulfide reductase (NADPH) activity
Source: RefSeq, a predicted model, not a curated record